CACACACAGACAGACUGUGGUCAGUGUUGAGUCCACAGCAGCAGCAGCAGCAGCAGCAGCAGCAGCAGAAGACGAGUGUGAACCCUCCCUGACCCCCUCUGUGACCCCCUCUGUGAGCCCCUCUGUGACCCCCUCUGUGAGCGUUGUCAUGGCGGUGAACGUGGCCGGUGUCGUCGUCAUGGUGAUGUUUUAUCUGCUGGUUCUCGGCGUCGGUGUUUGGGCUUCAGUGAAAUCUCAGCGAGAGGCGAAGAAAAACCGAGGAGACAAAACUGAGAUGAUUCUGCUGGGAAACCGAGGAAUUAACCUGCUGGUCGGCACGUUCACCAUGACAGCCACAUGGGUUGGUGGUGGAUUCAUCGUGGGAACAGCAGAGGCCGUGUAUAAUCCGUCAAUGGGUCUAAUCUGGGCCGUGAUGCCCGUCACAGCCACCAUGUGUUUCAUCAUCGGAGGUCUUUUCUUCGCUGAGCCCAUGAGGAAAAACAAAUACGUGACAAUGAUGGAUCCGUUCCAGACUAAAUAUGGAAAAAUACCAACAGCUGCUCUGUCACUGGCCAGUCUAAUCUCAGAGAUUAUGUGGGUGACAGGAACUCUGAUAGGAUUAGGUGUGACCAUGAGUGUGAUCCUGGAUUUGUCGUACACUGCGAGUAUCUGGAUCUCUGCAGCUGUCGCCAUCACCUACACUCUGAUGGGCGGUCUUUACUCUGUGGCCUACACUGACAUCGUACAGCUCAUCCUCAUCUUCAUUAGCCUGUGGCUGUGUGUCCCCUUUGCUCUGAUGAGUCCUGCUGUGUUGGACAUCAGAGAGACAGCGUCCAACUUCACCUUCCAGCCUCCGUGGGUCGGCAGUCUGGAGACGGACAGCGUCUGGAGGUGGAUCGAUAACUUCCUGCUGCUGGGUUUGGGGAACUUGGGUCUGCAGAACUUCCACCAGAGGACGCUGUCUGCCGCGUCCUCGUCCACCGCUAAGGUCACCUGCUUCGCCGCCGCCUUCAUCGUCCCCACGCUGGGAAUCCCGCCCAUCCUCCUCGGAGCAGCUGCUGCGUCGACAAACUGGAACCUGACCUCGUACGGCUCGCCGUCCCCGUUUGACCGCGGUCAGACCGGACUGGUCCUGCCCCUUGUUCUGCAGCACCUCACGCCGACCUACAUCUCCAUCGUCGGCAUUGGGGCGGUGGCUGCCGCCGUGAUGUCAUCAACCGACUCCGCCCUGCUGUCUGCGGCGUCCAUCUUCACCUCCAACAUCUACAAGACCGUCCUGAGGACACAGGCGUCGGAGCAGGAGGUCCAGUGGGUGAUCCGGGCCUCGGUGGUGCUGGUGGGUCUGGCGGGAACGUCACUCACCUUCCUGAACAACAGCGUCCUGAUGAUCUGGAUCCUGCGCUCCGACCUCACAUACACACUCAUGCUGCCGCAGCUCGCCUGCGUCCUCUUCUUCGACGUCUCCAACGGCUACGGCGCUGUCGUGGGCGGAGCCGCCGGCGUGCUGCUGCGUGUGCUGAGCGGGGAGCCGCACCUCGGGCUCCCGCCUGUCAUCCACUUCCCAGGGUGCACUCUGGUGGACGGCGUCUACGUGCAGCAGUCGCCGAUCAGAACCAUCUGCAUGCUGUCCGCCGUGGCGGCCAUUUUGUUCUUCUCCUUCCUGGCGUCUGUGCUUUUCAACAAAAACUUGAUUUCUGACAAAUGGGACAUUUUUGACGUGAAGAAAACACUGCAGACACAAGGGGGCGCCAAACCUGACACCAGGGAGGCGUGUGAACUCACGUCAGAAUUGACCUGUUAAAGGGAUAUUUGUGAUGUUAUUGAUCUUUUAACAAUGAAGGACAUUCAGCUGCAGCGUGAACACGUUACUCACUGUGCUGAGCGCCACCUGUAGGCAGACAAACAGUAAAGUUUGUAAUCCACUCACUCUCCCACACCAAAGCUCAGAGAAAAUCAGUGAUUUUAACAUCACACACACACACACACACACACAGGAGUGCCGCCUCCAUCACUAAGUUCAAAAACAUAAAGUUUGUUAUCGUUCUCAUUAUAAUUAUGAUCACUAUAAUAUUUAUUUCUAUUAUUAAAUCUGGACACUGAAGAGGACAGAAUGGAGAGUUCUCACAAUAACAUAAAAUGAUGUGAGUUGUCAUAUUUCUGUGUCUAAAUAAAGAAAAUUAUUUCAA
Solea solea (common sole) is the source of this 2165-nucleotide messenger RNA. RefSeq names its product high-affinity choline transporter 1-like. The transcript is spliced from 8 exons. Gene Ontology annotation, biological process: transmembrane transport; choline transport; acetylcholine biosynthetic process. The record is from RefSeq and is a predicted model, not a curated record. Gene Ontology annotation, cellular component: plasma membrane. NCBI's taxonomy places the organism in Eukaryota, Metazoa, Chordata, Actinopteri, Pleuronectiformes, Soleidae. The coding region runs from base 149 to 1780 and encodes 543 amino acids. Gene Ontology annotation, molecular function: choline:sodium symporter activity.